Orycteropus afer afer is the source of this 1805-nucleotide messenger RNA. The record is from RefSeq and is a predicted model, not a curated record. Lineage: Eukaryota; Metazoa; Chordata; Mammalia; Tubulidentata; Orycteropodidae.
AGCGCGCCGGGCCGGCUCGGCGGGGGCCGCCCGAACGCCGGGUGUGUGUGAGGACGCGCUCCUUGUCGCGGAGUGCCUGAGCCGCGAGCAGUUGCAGUGGUACCUGCUGCAGCCAGUGCAAACGCGGAGCAUCGGACGCGGGCGCUGUUGCGUGAGGCAGGAAGGUGAAGUCAUGACGUCCGUCAGUGAAAAUAUUCUCUUUGGAUUAGGAAAUCCUCUUCUUGACAUUUCUGCUGUGGUGGACAAGGAUUUCCUUGAUAGGUAUUCUCUGAAACCAAAUGACCAAAUCUUGGCAGAAGACAAACACAAGGAACUGUUUGAUGAACUUGUAAAAAAAUUCAAUGUUGAAUAUCAUGCUGGUGGCUCUACCCAGAAUUCAAUUAAAGUGGCUCAGUGGAUGAUUCAGCAGCCACACAAAGCAGCAACAUUUUUUGGAUGCAUUGGUAUAGAUAAAUUUGGGGAGAUCCUGAAGACAAAAGCUGCUGAAGCCCAUGUGGAUGCUCAUUACUAUGAGCAGAAUGAACAGCCAACAGGGACUUGCGCUGCUUGCAUCACUGGUGACAACAGGUCCCUUAUAGCUAAUCUUGCUGCUGCCAAUUGUUACAAAAAGGAAAAACAUCUUGAUCUGGAGAAAAACUGGGAGUUGGUAGAAAAAGCAAGAGUUUUUUAUAUAGCAGGCUUUUUUCUUACCGUUUCCCCAGAAUCCAUAUUGAAAGUGGCUUGCCAUGCUUCUGAAAAAAACAGAAUUUUUGCUUUGAACCUGUCUGCACCAUUUAUUAGCCAAUUCUACAAGGAACCACUGAUGAAAGUUAUGCCUUAUGUUGACAUACUUUUUGGAAAUGAAACGGAAGCUGCCACUUUUGCUAGAGAGCAAGGCUUUGAGACAGAAGAUAUUAAAGAGAUAGCCAGAAUGACACAAGCCCUACCAAAGAUGAAUUUGAAGAGGCCGCGAAUUGUGAUCUUCACCCAAGGGAAAGAUGACACUAUAAUGGCUACAGAAAGUGACAUCACUUCUUUUGCUGUCUUGGUUCAAGACCAGAAAGAAAUUGUUGACACCAAUGGAGCUGGAGAUGCAUUUGUUGGAGGUUUUCUCUCUCAGUUGGUCUCUGACAAGCCCCUGACUGAAUGCAUCCGUGCUGGCCACUAUGCAGCAAGUGUCAUUAUUAGGCGGACUGGCUGCACCUUCCCUGAGAAGCCAGACUUCCAUUGAAGGAAGGACAGGAAACCCAAGAAGCCCAGGAGUACAGACACUGCCUUGAUCGCUUCCUGAGAAUUCCCAUAUUAAUAAAGAAGAAAAUUAUCUGCUAUCCUUUCCUACUAUAAUAAUAUUCAUUCUUAAUUAGUAGGUUACAGUAAUGCUCAGUAGAAUCUUUAUUCUCUCAAUAACCUAAAAAUAUUAUGUUUAUUUCUAUCAUUUGUUAGUGCCACUUAAAUGUCAAUUAAACAGUAAUAUAAAAUUUUAGUGGAAAUUUUUAUUUCAUUUUCAAUUACUCUGUAAAUUCAUGUGUAUUUAGCAAACUAUCAAUUUUUUUACAUUUCUGCUUUGAAUACAGAUGCAAUUUAAUAAUAUGAUAGAUUUUUAAAAAGGAAUUAAUUCUAAUAUCAAACUUUGGCUUUUUAUACAAGUAUGCUUAAUUUAGGAGUAUAUCUGUGUAUGUAUAUGUAUGUAUCUAUAUAGAUAUAGAUAUAGAUCACAAAUAUACAUGAUAAAUGUUCAGAUAAAGUACAGAACUAUUUAUCUUGCCAAUUACAACAAAUCACCUCUUCAGUGCACCUUCAAACCUGUAAUAAAUUUUGGAUAAUUA